Molecule: messenger RNA, 1068 nt
Organism: Didymosphaeria variabile
Lineage: Eukaryota; Fungi; Ascomycota; Dothideomycetes; Pleosporales; Didymosphaeriaceae
Exons: 2
Coding region: 1-1068 (355 amino acids)
Biological process (GO): fungal-type cell wall organization
Cellular component (GO): fungal-type cell wall
Molecular function (GO): structural constituent of cell wall
Source: RefSeq, a predicted model, not a curated record
AUGAAGUCUUUCAUUCCUCUCGCCCUAGCGGCCUCAGCUGCCGCCCUCCCUCAACAGUCUUCCGGAUCGGACUGUAAGGACUCUCGCGAUGGCGAAUUCGCCAUCUCAGUCGUCAACGUCACCGACUCCUCUAGCAAGCGUAGCGUCGAAAGACGCCAGCUUUCUGGCAUCCUCACUCUUACCUUGGAUGGUGGUGCCCUGAAGGACCAGGCUGGUCGUGAUGGCUACAUUGCCUCAAACCACCAGUUCCAAUUCGAUCAGCCCAUCCAGGCCGGAGCUUUGGAGAAAUCUGGAUUCUCUGUCUGCAGCAACGGAACUCUCGCCCUUGACGGCUCUGCUAUUUGGUAUCAAUGCUACUCUGGCGGAUUCUACAACCUCUACGAUGAGGCACAAGGAGACCAAUGCAACCAGAUCUACAUUUAUGCCCAGUCGAGCAGCGGCAGCUCCAGCAGCCAGACGGGCGCAGUCAGCCAGGCUUCAGAUGGACAGCCCGCCGCUUCGACCCAGGUCUCUGCGCCUGCCGUCUCUCAGCUCACUGAUGGACAGCCUCAGGCCCCUACAUCCCAGGCAUCUGCUCCCGUGGUUUCUCAGAUCUCUGAUGGCCAGCCUCAAGCCCCUACAUCCCAGGCAUCUGCUCCCGUGGUUUCUCAGAUUUCUGAUGGCCAGCCCCAGGUUCCCACUGCUGCCCCGUCCGCGCCAUUGGUCUCUCAGAUUUCUGAUGGCCAGCCCCAGGCCCCCACUGCUGCCCCAUCCGCGCCGUUGGUCUCUCAGAUCAGCGAUGGUCAGCCUCAGGCUCCCACUGCUGCCCCAUCCGCGCCAUUGGUCUCUCAGAUCAGCGAUGGCCAGCCUCAGGCUCCCGCCACCUCUGCUACUCCUGUCCCAUCAGGACCGCUCGUCUCCCAGAUCCCUGACGGUCAGCCCCAGGCUCCCGUCUCAGGUGCCGGUAACUUUACCGCGCCUAACGCGACCAGCCCUCCUGCCUCCCAGUUCACUGGCGCUGCCUCGACCCCUAUGGCGGCUGCUGGCGCCCUUGCCGCCGGUCUCAUGGCUCUGUUUGCCAUGCUAUGA